Trichomonas vaginalis G3 is the source of this 1038-nucleotide messenger RNA. RefSeq lists its product as uncharacterized. Bases 1 to 1038 code for a protein of 345 amino acids. The record is from RefSeq and is a predicted model, not a curated record. NCBI's taxonomy places the organism in Eukaryota, Parabasalia, Trichomonadida, Trichomonadidae. The transcript has a single exon.
AUGAGUAAAGAAAGAAGUGAAGUUGGAUCAAUAAAUAGUCAAAAUGAACAAGAAAAACCAGUAGAAGAGAAGCCAAAAGAAGCACAGCCAUCUGGUGAUGAGAAAAUGAAGCAAGUUCUUCGCCAAUUAUUCCAAGAUAAACAAGAUUUGAAGAAAAUGCUGGAAAAUGAAAUAAACGAACAUAAAUCAGAUGUUAAUCGCAUAAUGGAAGAGAGAGAUUCUAUUCAAGCAGAAUAUAAAAAGCUUGCCGAGUUGUUAGCAAAUCAACAACCAGUUUCAUCAGGUUCCACGCAACAACAAAACACUGAAGAUUUGAAAAACCAAAUCAAUGAUCUUAAUGGUCAAAUCAGAGCGUUGAAAAUCCAAUUAAAUGAUGCAAAUUUGAAUCAACAAGUACUACAAAAGCAAGUUGAUCAAUAUAAACUAACAGUUACUGGUUUAGAAGAAGAUUUAACUAAAGCAGAUUCCGAUAAAUAUCAAUUAGCUGUUACAAAAACACGAGUUUCGCAAUUAGAAGACGAACUAAGGCAAAAAACAAGGCAAAUUAAAGAACUCGAAACAGCAGCUAAGUGGAAUAACCACGAAUUACAGAAACUGAAAGGCCAGCUCACGCAAGCCGGUGCUAGAUCACAAAUUCUUGGUAUGGAAGUUGGACAAACAGUUUCAGUAGCUCCCAGGAAUUCUAUGCUUCCAUCUGCAGCUAGGAACACCUUCAAAGAGAUAGAGCAACGUGAACCAGAAAAUGAAAACGAAAUUACAGUUUUUAUUCAAGAAAUUCCUUCGAAAAUACGCACAUUAGAAGACGAAAGGAAUAGUCUCAAUCGUCAGCUGUCUGAAUUCAAGAGGAAAUUUUCAAAAGUCAAAGCUCAAUCAACAGCAAAAGCGAACGAAUUAUCACCAGAAAAAAUGGAAGAAACAAUUAAGAUAUUGGUAUUUAAGAAUGAAAAGAAGAAAGAGAUUAUUGAAAAUCUCAAGAGUAUUGCAGAAAGACAACACGCUGCAAUAUUGAAACUUAAAGCGGAAUCAGGCAAAAAAUAA